This is a messenger RNA of Dioscorea cayenensis subsp. rotundata (Guinea yam), 2365 nucleotides long. RefSeq names its product nijmegen breakage syndrome 1 protein-like. Gene Ontology annotation, cellular component: Mre11 complex. Gene Ontology annotation, biological process: double-strand break repair via homologous recombination; mitotic G2 DNA damage checkpoint signaling. The record is from RefSeq and is a predicted model, not a curated record. Lineage: Eukaryota; Viridiplantae; Streptophyta; Magnoliopsida; Dioscoreales; Dioscoreaceae. Gene Ontology annotation, molecular function: damaged DNA binding; protein binding.
GACGCCCUCUUCCUUCCCUUCCCAACCUCCUUUUCUCCGUAAUCAACUUCCGCGGUCAUGGUUUGGGGCCUCUUCCCAUCCGAAUCCCUCAGAGGUACCCAGAAGUACUACAUCUUCUCCAAAGGAUCUUACAAAGUUGGCCGAAGAGAAUGUGAUAUCACUGUCCAGACAGACACCGCUGUGUCAAGACUUCAUGCUGAGAUUAUCUUUGAUGAAGUUGAUCAGUCCUGUGUUCGUGUUGUGGAUCGUUCGAAAUUUGGGACCUGGAUUAACAAGGAAUUGGGGGCGAAGGCUGUUCGUCUGCGGGAGAAUCAGGAGGCAAUGAUUAAUGAUGGGGAUUUGAUAUCUUUUGGGACUGGUAAUGCGACCAUUUUUGUUUUUAUUUCCUUUUUGUUUUAUAUUCAUGGUUUUGAAAGCGAUGGAGUGAAUCGUUCUCUCGAGGCUACCAUUUCCUCUAUCGGUGGCUCUGCUGCAUAUAAUUGGAACGCAUUGUGUACACAUGCUGUUGUUGAACGGACAUCUCCUGUUACAAAUGCACUCAUUGAAGCAGUUAUUGCAAAGAGGCCUAUUGUUCUUUGUGAUUGGCUGCAGGUUCUCAGGGAGAAAAGCAUUCGCACGGAAGUUCCUAGUUGCGCAUCGUACACCGCCACAUUGGUACUUGAAGGUACACCAGUAAAGAUUGCUGAGUCAAAGACUAGGGACAAAUGUCUAGAAGGGUACACAUUUAUACUGGGAUCAUCAUGCAACAAGUAUAAAUUCUGGGAUAAGCUUGAAACAUUGUUAGAAGUGGUUGGAGCAAGGUUUCUCAGUGUUGAUGAAUUUUGUUCUGAUAGCCAGACUUCAACAGAUGGAGAAAAUUGCCACUUUGUUUUAGUAAUUCCUGAAGAAGCAAGAAAUGAAUUCAAUCACCAUAAGCAGCUCACUUCUUUGUCCAGAGUCAGUGAUGUGAAACUGGUAGCUGCCAUUUUAUCUGGGCGUUUAGAGCCAUCUAACAUUGAGCCAGCUUCCAAUCUGAUAAUACGCAACCCUAUUAUUGCUAGAUCAGUGUAUAUUGACCUUGAUAAAAUACUUGGCUUCUGUCUAAAUCAGGCAUGGACUAUAACCAAAGUGAUUUGCAAUAUAUCCUUACUGUGGCCAGUUGUAGUGAUUAUAUCACAUUUGCGCAAUCAGAAUUUUGGACUCAGUAAAUCAAAUGAUGGUGCCUAUCUUCUUUUCUUAAAGUCUAUUAGAGUUGUUGUGGUUUCAUCCUCGCAUUCCACUGAUGAUACUAUAGUUGCUGAUUCUGAUGUUGAAAUAGACACUGCUGCAUCUGAUCAUGUCGAUAAUUCUAGCAAACUUGAGGGAUACAAAAAUUCCUCUAGAGCACAUGAAGUUGAAGAUGUGAUUAGAUCUCCAGACAAAAUCUCUGCCACAGAGAACAAAGGCACAGAUGAGAAUGCUGUGAAUUACGAUAUCUCUAAAGACAAGACUGGAAUUUCUAGUUCAAGUGGUGCGGGCACUAUCCUUCUGAAGAAAAAGGACAAGAUUGAUGCAUCAGUGACAGACGAAUUCCGAAAUUCUGAUAUUAUAUACAAUCCGGACUUGAUUAACUUCAGAAAGAAGGAUAUUGUGUCGGGUAAUAGCUUCAGAGACCUUAUACCUUUCUCGAAAGACUAUUACAAGGAAGGAGAUGACAGAACAACUGAUUACAUGAGGGAAGAGAGGAAACGGAAACAAAUGGAAGCCAUUGCUGAAGAUUUAUUCAACAAUGAAAAGGCAAGGAAACGCGCUGGUCCGGGUACUUCUCUUCGGGCCUUGUUUGCUCGCCGAUGACAUUGAAUUGCUGUUAUUUUGCUUGCUUUGAAGUUCAUCAGGAAGAUUAAUGGCUAAUGCCCGUGCCCUAAUUUCUUAAGCAGCCAUCCAGUUCGGCCCUAGUGAAGUAUUAACAUGACCAAUGUUGAAUCGGGUGUCUUAACAAGCCGUGUAUACCAAGUAAACAUACAUCUCAUCAGUCAAUCAAACUGCCCAACCAAUUUAUAAAACCAUUUUGAUUGUUUUCUUUUGGGGCAAUUAAUUAAAGGCUGAAAAAAAAAAGCAAUAAGCAAACCUUCAUGAUGUGGUGAAAAGUUUAUGUACAUGCGGCAUGAUUGAGUUACACAUUUCGCAUGAUUUAGACUUGCGCAUCUGGAUUUAUGUGUCUAGUCAUCAAGCAGAAGAAAUUUGAGCUUUAAGAUGCAGCGGGCUUGUUUAGCAAUUCAAAUGUAAAGAUGGAAUCUCUGGAGACGGCAAAGUUUGCUUUACCAUUUAAUAGAGGAAGUUGAAUUUCAGGAGGAAGCAAAACUUGCCUAGUCUUUAAAUAGGAAAGAAUGAACUUUUAAGGUGUAUU